This is a messenger RNA of Sceloporus undulatus (fence lizard), 885 nucleotides long. Its product is annotated as galectin-1-like. Bases 368 to 772 code for a protein of 134 amino acids. The transcript is spliced from 4 exons. The record is from RefSeq and is a predicted model, not a curated record. Gene Ontology annotation, molecular function: carbohydrate binding; laminin binding. NCBI's taxonomy places the organism in Eukaryota, Metazoa, Chordata, Lepidosauria, Squamata, Phrynosomatidae.
UCCAUUGGUCUGGGUCCUCUGGGGGGAUCAAGAGGGAUUGUGGAUGUUCAGAGGCAUCACUGUGCAAUGGAUUAUAGGGAGGAUCUAGUGAGGACAAAGCUUGGAAGAUGACUUUUUGAGAGUGCAAUAACUGUAGUCUAGCAAUGUUACUUUCCAUUGUAAAGGGUUGACAUUAGGAGGAGUUGCAAAACUGCCUUUCCCUUUGGAUUAAUGGGAGAUCAGCCUUUCACCUCCUGCCUGGCAAGGAAGAAAGAAAGACCUCUCCACCUGAAGACUAUUGAAUAUUAAAGACUAUUGAAUAAAAGGAGGGGGGGGGAAGCAGGAGCACUUAAGAGGCUUGUGCUGGCUAUUUGGGGAAGGUUUCUGAAUGGCCCUGAAACUGGUUGCCCACUCCAAGAUAAAGUCUGGAGAAUGCAUCAAAGUGAAAGGCAAAGUGUCGCCAGAGGCCACAAGCUUUUCCCUCAACCUGGGCUGGGAUGAGACAAACCUGAUCCUUCACUUCAACCCUCGAUUUGAUUUUCAUGGGGACAUCAGGACCAUUGUUUGCAACUCUAAGAGCGCAGGAGAGUGGGGUGAUGAACUGCGAGCAUCAGAAUUCCCCUUCCAUCAGGGAGAAGAGACCAAAAUCUGUGUCUCCUUUGAUGCUGAAGAAGUGACUGUGAAGCUGCCUGAAGGGCAGGAACUUAAGUUCCCAAACAGGUUGAGACUGGAAACUGCAGAGUACUUCUCUGUUGCUGGCGAUCUUGAUAUUAAAUCUGUUAAGUUUGACUGACCUUCCUUGGACCUAUCUUUUGCCUUGCAUCCUGAAGGAUACUUGGCAUGAGUCAAAUGAGAAUAUGAUUCGGUUCUUUCAGUUUUUCUUGAUUACAAAUUGUUCAAACUCUA